Messenger RNA from Rubroshorea leprosula, 3148 nucleotides. Lineage: Eukaryota; Viridiplantae; Streptophyta; Magnoliopsida; Malvales; Dipterocarpaceae. The record is from the annotation of a GenBank genome assembly.
ACUUUCUCUCUCCAAAAUUUCCACCUUUCUCUCUCUCUACAAAUGGAAGAAGAAGAUCAACGCAAGCUCACAGAUCUAGUCGUCGAACUGGUUCGUCGCCUACUCUCUCAAAACCCACUAAACCCCCAAACCCCUUACUCCGAUCCCGACCUUCGUUCGCCCCAUUUCCAGCAAUCUCUCAGCUAUGCAGUCCGCAUUCUCUCCAGCCGCCUCACGCCCUCAAUUGCCCCUGAUGCUGCUGCCAUCGCUGAGUCCAUCAAGCGGCGUCUCGCCACUGAAGGUAAGUCUGCAGAUGCCCUCACUUUUGCCGAUCUUUAUGCCAAGUUUGCAUCGAAAACGGGUCCGGGUAGUGUGAAUAAUAAGUGGGCAGUGCUUUAUUUGCUUAAGAUUAUAUCCGAGGAUAGAAAGAGUGCGAGAAAUGGACUUGAUUCUUCGGUUUUCUUGCCCAAUUUGGCGUUAAAUGGCGUUGAGGGGGAGAAUAGUUCGAGGGUUUUGCGUGGGAGAGAGAGUAGAGAAAAGGGUUGGAGUAAUGGAGUUUUGUUGGUGGCCAAGGACCCGGAGAAUUUGCGUGAUAUUGCGUUCAAGGAGCUGGUGAAUGUGGUGAAAGAGGAGAAUGAGGUAUCUGAGGAGGUUUUGGUGCGGGAUGUGUUGUAUGCUUGUCAAGGGAUUGAUGGGAAGCAUGUGAAAUUUGAUAGUGAUGUGGAUGGGUACGUUUUGUCAGAUUCAAUUAAGGUGCCUAAAGCUACCCGAAUUAUGGUGAGGAAGCUUUGUGAAUUGGGGUGGUUGUUUAGGAAGGUAAAAGGAUAUAUUUCAGAGAGUAUGGAUCAGUUUCCAGCCGAGGAUGUAGGGACUGUUGGUCAGGCAUUUUGUGCGGCACUGCAAGAUGAGUUAUCAGAGUAUUAUAAAUUGUUAGCUGUGCUUGAAGCUCAGGCCAUGAAUCCAAUUCCAUUGGUUUCAGAAAAUGCAAGUUCAGGUAACUAUUUGUCCUUGAGAAGGUUGUCAGUCUGGUUUGCAGAGCCAAUGGUGAAAAUGCGGUUAAUGGCUGUUUUGGUUGAUAAAUGUAGGGUUUUGAGGGGUGGGGCAAUGGCUGGUGCUAUUCAUUUGCAUGCCCAGCAUGGUGACCCUCUUGUACAUGACUUUAUGAGACGGUUGCUCAGGCGGGUAUGCUCUCCACUUUUUGAAAUGGUGAGGAGCUGGGUUUUGGAAGGGGAGUUGGAAGAUAUUUUUGCUGAAUUUUUUAUUGUGGGACAACCUGUGAAGGCUGAAUCCCUUUGGAGAGAAGGUUACAGGCUCCAUGCAGGAAUGCUUCCUUCUUUUAUCUCACAGUCUCUUGCACAGCGUAUUCUGAGGACUGGCAAGUCAAUUAAUUUUCUUCGUGUUUGUUGUGAUGACCGAGGCUGGGCAGAUACUGCAACAGAGGCUGCAGCUGCAGCUGGAACUACAACUAGAAGAGGGGGCCUGGGAUAUGGAGAAACUGAUGCUCUUGAGUCUCUGGUUGUCGAAGCAGCUAAGAGAAUUGAUAAGCAUUUAUUGGAUGUCAUGUAUAAGAGGUAUAGGUUUAAAGAACACUGUCUUGCAAUCAAGCGCUACUUGCUUCUAGGGCAAGGUGAUUUUGUGCAGUAUCUAAUGGAUGUUGUUGGGCCAGAACUUUCUGAGCCUGCUAAUACUAUUAGCUCAUUCAAACUAGCAGGGUUAUUAGAAAGUGCAAUUCGGUCAUCUAAUGCUCAGUAUGAUGAUCCUGACAUAUUAGAUCGCUUGAGGGUGAAGAUGAUGCCACAUGGCUCUGGAGAUCGGGGAUGGGAUGUUUUCUCAUUGGAAUAUGAUGCAAGGGUUCCAUUAGAUACAGUUUUCACUGAGUCAGUUAUGACGAGGUAUUUGAGGAUUUUUAAUUUUCUAUGGAAGCUGAGACGGGUAGAGCAUGCACUAAUUGGUGCUUGGAAGACAAUGAAACCCAAUUGCAUCACUUCUCAUUCAUUCAAUAAGCUGCAACACGCUGUAAAAUUGCAGUUGCUUUCAACACUAAGGCGAUGCCAGGUUCUUUGGGAUGAAAUGAAUCAUUUUGUUUCAAAUUUGCAAUAUUAUAUCAUGUUUGAAGUAUUGGAGGUGUCCUGGUCAGAUUUUUCUAGUGAAAUGGAAGUAGCCAAAGAUCUUGAUGAUUUACUUGCAGCACAUGAGAAGUACCUCCAUUCAAUUGUGGAAAAGUCUCUCCUUGGUGAGAGAUCACAAAACCUUUACAAGUCACUCUUUGUUCUAUUUGACCUCAUCUUGCGAUUUAGGAGUCAUGCAGAUCGGUUAUAUGAAGGAAUUCAUGAGUUGCAAGCAAGAACCGUUGAUUCCUCUUUACCUUCCCGUGACAAGAACAAAUCAAGGAAGCAAACAAAUGAUAGGUCUUCAGAGCCUGGGACUUGGCUUAGUGAUGGUAGGAAGGCCCUAACACAACGUGCUGGUGAGUUCCUUCGAAAUAUGCAACAGGAUCUGGAUGCAAUAUCUAAGGAGUAUACAUCAUUGCUUGAGGGUUUCUUAGCUCAGCUACCAGUCCAGCAACACAUUGAUUUAAAAUUCCUGCUCUUCCGGCUUGACUUCACUGAAUUUUAUAGGCAGUUACAUCCUACAAAAUAGAAGAGCUGUCAAUGCAUUUGGAUUCAAGGAACUGUUUGUUCAGAGUGCUUCAAUUCACUAACUGCUUGCUGCCCUGGUGCUGUCGGGUUAAACAAUCACAUGGUGCCUGGCAGGCAGCCAUCUGCACUGACCAUUUUGUAUUCCUUUACUUGAUCUUAGAUGGUGUGCUCUCUAAUGGCUUAAAUGAAGGCUUACACGUGGGUAUGAGGUAUUUUUGUACAAGUGUGUUUGGGUGUUUGACGUGAUAAUGUAUGCUUGUUGAAUCUAAUAGUCCAAUAAUUCAUUGGUAUUCGAGCUGUCUCCUGAGCUUGUGAUUAUGUAUCAAGUUUUCUCCUUUUUUUUUUUUUUUUUUUUUUAAAAUAUCAACAAUUCAUGCUACAAGUGUUGAUUUUGAUUCAGGUUUACUUCUUUUGGCCUCACUUGAUCAUUGGCAGCAUGUUAUACCAGAAUGUGGCACUCUUGUCACUGCUAUAGGAAGUAUGAUGAUACUCAUAACUCUUUUCUGAAACAAUAUAUAUGAUCUUACACG